AUGCGGCUGUCAUUACUUGUUACGCUCGCCCUGACGGCCCUCAUCGAGGCCCAUACCGUCAUGGUAUACCCGGGAUGGCGCGGCAACAACCUCAUCACCAACGAGACGUUUCCCUAUGGCAUGCAGUGGAUGUAUCCAUGUGGCGGCAUGGGAACGAGCAGGAACCGAACAUACUGGCCCACCACCGGCGGCGCCGUCUCUUUCCAGCCCGGCUGGUUCCGCGGCCAUCUCCAGGCCCAGCUCCAGAUCAACCUCGGAUACGGCACCGACGGCCCCGACGGCGGUCCCCCGAACAUGUCCAACAUCAUGGUCAAGCCGUUCAUGCUCCUCGGGCCGACGAACAAUCCCUUCCCUGGGACGGUCUGCUUGCCGCAGGUCCCGCUGCCUGCUGGCGCAAACGUCUCGGCCGGUGAUAAGGCGACGAUCCAGGUUGUGGAACUGGCUCAGCACGGAGCAUCUCUGUACUCUUGCGUCGACAUCAUUUUCGCUGAACCAGGCGACCCACGUAUCCCCAUCGUCAACGAGACAAACUGCUUCAACUCGACGCAGUUCGGCUUCGCCCAGAUUUACACCGUCACCACGCAGGAGCCCGACCUCGACGUCAUCGCCUCCACGACGACUGGGUCGGCGCCGAGAUACUACAGCUGGGCCGGGUGGCUGCCGCUUGUUGCCGGAGCGGUAUGGAUGGCUCUGUGA
Trichoderma citrinoviride is the source of this 696-nucleotide messenger RNA. RefSeq lists its product as hypothetical. The record is from RefSeq and is a predicted model, not a curated record. NCBI's taxonomy places the organism in Eukaryota, Fungi, Ascomycota, Sordariomycetes, Hypocreales, Hypocreaceae. The transcript has 3 exons. Bases 1 to 696 code for a protein of 231 amino acids.